This is a messenger RNA of Rhincodon typus (whale shark), 4559 nucleotides long. It is a transcript of the gene klf5l, whose product is annotated as Kruppel-like factor 5 like. The coding region runs from base 134 to 1513 and encodes 459 amino acids. The transcript is spliced from 5 exons. Gene Ontology annotation, biological process: regulation of transcription by RNA polymerase II. NCBI's taxonomy places the organism in Eukaryota, Metazoa, Chordata, Chondrichthyes, Orectolobiformes, Rhincodontidae. The record is from RefSeq and is a predicted model, not a curated record. Gene Ontology annotation, molecular function: RNA polymerase II cis-regulatory region sequence-specific DNA binding; DNA-binding transcription factor activity, RNA polymerase II-specific.
GGCAGCAGACCAUUGCGCUGUGAGGCAUCACUGUGGGCAAACUUGGAAUUCAUUUCAUUUGUUUUAUGUUGCAUUCAGUGAUUACAGACACAUUUAAAAGAAAAGUAAAGUUGCAAGUAGAAAACAAAUAGUAAUGUCGAGCAGUGGGCUGGCAAUCAGUGUGCCGAAUUCCGAAGAAAACGCUGUCUUUACUCAGCUCAAACCAGUGACCAUGGCUGACGGAGCUUCAGAGGAGCAGCCGGUGUUUGAAGACAUCAAACCCGCCGUUCGGAUGCUGGAGAACCAGCAGGACUUGACACAGGCCAAUAUAUUUCUAGGAGAAGAUAACAUUAAAUCGUCAGGUCUACUGAAAUCACAUUUACUGCAGUUGCUACAAACAACUACAUCUUCCCCAAGUCAAGUAAGAUCGGAAAUGGACAGGUAUCUAGCCCCACUAAUUCCACCAGCCUCAACAGUUCUGGAUCAGAAGAAAUAUCGAAGAGAAAGUGCCUCAGUGGUAGAUGAGUUUUUUGAGGAGCAGAUAACAUCGCCAUACAGCUUGAAUAUCAACCUGAUCCUGCCUGAUAUCACCCACUUGAGAACGGGCCUUUACAGACCAACAAAGCAAGCUCUCUCACAAGUCAAGACAGAGCCAGCCACUAACUUCACCCAGUCAUGCACGUCCACUACAACACAUGCCCUGCCUGAAUUCACCAGUGUGUUCAGUGUGCCACAGUCAGUUCCUGUGAAUAAUAUCUUCAUCAAGCAGGAAGCCUCUUCCCCUGAGCUACAACUGCCUGUGAGUUCACAUCAGCCCCAACUGUAUCAGAUGCCAAUCAACACAGAUGUUGUCGACAUGCCUUUGAGCUCUACCCAGUCACUUGGCAACACUACAGUUAUUCACAGUUGUAACAGUGUUACCAUGUCAACAGGCAUGGCUGGAGCAAGCAGCAUGUCUACCCAGUCAGCAAUUAAACACUUUCAGCCUGUUGUAUCAUCACCAAAUAACUUUAUUGUACCAGCUCAGUUUUAUCGGCAACAAACUUCAUAUCUGCCGCCAUCACCUCCAAAUUCUCAACCUGGUAGCCCAGAAAACCAGCCUGACCUUAUCAAUACACUCUCACCACCUCCAUCAUAUGCUGCAUCAGUAGCAUCAAAGAUAGUUCAUCAUCCUCAAAUGCAUAGUCUUCAGACCACCAUGCAGCCCUGUCAACCUGGCUUCCAGACAACAAAAUACAGUCGACGCAACAACCCUGAGUUGGAGAAGAGACGGAUUCAUCAUUGUGACUUCCCAGGCUGCACCAAAGUUUACACCAAGAGUUCUCAUUUGAAAGCACAUCAAAGGACCCACACAGGUGAGAAGCCAUACAAAUGUACAUGGGAUGCUUGUGAUUGGCGUUUUGCCCGUUCUGAUGAGCUCACAAGACACUACAGAAAGCACACAGGAGCAAAACCCUUCAAAUGCAUUGCCUGUGGCCGCUGCUUUUCACGUUCAGAUCACUUGGCUCUCCACAUGAAGAGACACCAGAACUAGGCGAAAUCCUGUUGCCCAGACGAGUGUGACUGAUUUUGAAAAUGUACAAAUGAACAAAGUACUGCCAUUAUUCCCACACAUACAUACUUAUAUACGAACACAUAAACAGAAGAGAAAUAGUUUCAUAUUUGAGAGGAUAUAUUGUUGGGAGAAAAACAGUUGGUGAACUGAAAACCAAUUACGCAAAGCUUCUAAUUUACAAAAAAAAAUUUUGUAUUAUUUAUUUUUUAUUUCCUGAAAAAAAACCUUCUAUGCCUGAAAGAUUGUUUAGAAAUGAUUAGGAUGUUAAGGAAAUAAAUUAAUCAUCAGCAAUACAAGGAUAUUCAUUCUACACUUAAUAAACUUGGAAUUUAAUUACCUAACUCCAGUACUUAAAUCAUUUUGUAAUUAAAGAACAAGAUAGCACCUAGUGCAGCAUGAUAGCUUCAAAGUGACUGAAAGCAAUGUAAUUAUACAAACAACAUUUUGAUCUUAUUCUUCUCCAUAUUAGUCAACAGAAGGUUAACUUGUUUAUUUUAAAUAAGUUAGCACCUGGUGAAGAGAGAAAUUUGAUAUGAACCAGAGAGUUUGGUUAGCCAUCCUGCUGUCCCUCCAAAAUCAACCUCCGUUGAUGGAAGCAUCAUUUUGAGUAUCAGCGCUACAGAGCAGUAGCCGUGUGUUUGGCCUGCACUUCCAUCAGAAGGAGCACAGGAGGCUGAAUUUACUUACUAAAUUAAUAAAUUUAGUAUAUAUACAUUCUUAUUGUGACAUCAUUCACAAUCACUUCUGUGUUGGACAAAACAAUGCUUUAAAGCUGUUGAGAAGGUAGGCAAAAUCAGAUGCAACUAACAAAUUCAAGAGAAACAAUUCAUGUUAUCCUGCAAUAUCAGUAAUGCCUAACAUAGUAAAAUCCAGAACAACUGCAUAAACUGAACUAGAAAUGCUUCCCAUUUCAACUGUGCAUUCAGUCAAGAGAUUUGAACAGCAGUAUGCAUCAUCCAGACUUUCUUGUGCAUCCUAAAACUUCAUGCUCGUUUUUUAGUUAAAAAAAAUUAAAUGUAGCUUUCCUACAAUGAUCCACUAUUGUGAAGCAAUUAUGCUUAAAGCUGAGAAAAAAAUGUCUUAAUUCACAGUUUAACCCCUGAAUUAAAUUGAAGCAAACAUUACCUCUGUAUCUUGUGCCAAGAAUUCCAGCUUGAAAUAUACUGUUACUCUUGUUAUUAUCCUGAUGUAUAUGAAUUGCUAAAUGUUAAUUUCAUUGAUGAGCGCCAUUUGAAUGUCAACAAUUUGCCUUAAAGACUAGUUUUUGGUACUCAACAUUGUGAAGAAGAUUAUUUUUUAGAAAAUUCUGAAUGUAAUGGUGGAAAAAAUGUUAUAAUCAACAAUUGUCAUUGGUUACCCCAACCGUUGUAACUGGUGAGCGUAAGCAUCAUGCCUCCGACUGUUGACUGCUCGUUAUUUUUAAGAUUAUCUAUUUGAAAUAAUUUUGAUCAACUGAUUUGGAUUAAGGCUGAUUUGAAGCUUUUUUAAAAUCCCAAUGCACCAAUUCAACUAGUUUCCACAAGCGCCAGAGUCUAUGAAGUUUUAUCAAGAAAUUGAACUGAUCAUCAUCCUGAUUAAAGAAAUGUAGUAAUGAACAAAGUUCAAUACAUUUCCUCAUAUAAUCUUUGUAUUACUUAAAAUGGUGAUAAUGUAUACUCUUCCUUAUGUUGCUGAUGUCCUUUUAAACAUAAGUAUCUCAGCAAUUUAUUGCAAGAAAGUUUUGCAAUAUUAGUGGAAGGAAUCACAUGUUUGUUUUAUUUUCGAGCAAUUUGAAUAAGUACUGAAGGCAACAGAUAGGGAAAUUGAAAAGGUAAUUAAUGACAUGCUCUUAUCACAGUCCAUGAAAGAAAUACACUUUAGAUUAUGGGUAUAAGUUAUGAAUAUACUGCAGUCAUCAAAGUCUCUGUCUGAAAAUGCAAAGAAUUGAGCUGAGUCCUCUCAGGAAAUAGGUUAUUCAGAUUUAAUUUGGGGAGUCGGGGGGAUCUUGCCAGCUACAGUGCUGAAACAUCCAGCUCAGAAAAGUCUCAGGUUUGAUGUUGGGUCAACAAAUAUCAAUCUGUGUAAUUGCCGUGUUUGACUGCAAGAAAGGAAAGAAAUCUCAGCCACGUUCUAAUUACAAGCAAGCGAUAUGUUCUAGAAAUUGCCUGUUUGGGUAAUGAUGCAUAUGACCGAUAGUCCCAGCCCUCUUUUUGCUUUUAUUGUAUAGGUUCACAAUUAUCCAAAAUCCCAAUGCGAGUUAUCACUUUCAGGAAAGGAAGGGAGAGAACUGGAUCAGUCCUUAACUAACAAUGACAUCCAGAAAUCCUCCGAAGUGAAUUUUACCAAUUUGGUUGAGUCGUAGGGAGAGAGUGAUUCAUAAAAAUUUUAAGUGAAACGUUAACAAGAUUGAUAGUAGUGAUUAUUGGUCCAACAUAUCAUCUUGGACCAUUCUGGCUGUCAAUCAAGGAGGUAGCAUGGAUAAAAUGAUCUAACACUGUGAAAGAGAAUAGGGAAUUAAAAAUACCUAAGCCACUUGAAGAUAUAAAAAAAAGCUUGAUAUUGUAGACACUUAAUUAAAAAAUAAUCAGUUAACUAAAUUUACAUUAAUUUGAAAGUUGCACAAGAAGCUUGCAGCACAAUUAACUUCAACGGGAGAUUCAGUGUGGGGUUGUAUACUAUUGGAUGGAAAGUUUACACUAAACUUGUGGCUCAUAACGUUUUUAAUUAUACGUUAGUUUUCUAUCAAGUGCCCUAAGAAACAUUGGGAUGUAAAUACAGGGAUAUCUAGUGAUGUAUAUAAUUUUUAUAAGUCGUUAAAGUAAUGUUUAUAUUCAGAACAAAGGGGAAGACAAUGGUGGUAGUUUUGCUUUGGUUUUAAAUGUAUCACUUAUUUUUUUAAUGUAGUGUUUCACAAAUUUGAAUAAAAAAUCAAUAUGAAUGUUUUAAAGCAAAAAUCUUUCAAUAUACAGUGAUUUAGGAUUUUGUUAAGAGCUGUACUGUAUAAUAAGAGAAAAUGAACAAAAUAAAAAGUUGUUUAUAGAUGAAA